Messenger RNA from Kluyveromyces marxianus DMKU3-1042, 2511 nucleotides. It is a transcript of the gene HSP78, whose product is annotated as chaperone ATPase HSP78. The record is from RefSeq and is a predicted model, not a curated record. Gene Ontology annotation, biological process: cellular response to heat. Gene Ontology annotation, cellular component: cytoplasm; mitochondrial matrix. The transcript has a single exon. Lineage: Eukaryota; Fungi; Ascomycota; Saccharomycetes; Saccharomycetales; Saccharomycetaceae. Bases 1 to 2511 code for a protein of 836 amino acids. Gene Ontology annotation, molecular function: ATP hydrolysis activity; ATP binding.
AUGCUAAGAACAGUUGGAAGAUUAAACAGUUCGAUUCCUCGGACAAAGUUGCUCAGGGAGGCUAGUGCUCCCCAUGUGAAUGGACUAGAUGUGUUAUGUGGACAUAGGAGCAUUAGCAGUGUCAGUUUUGCCGGAGGUGCUGUUGGAGGCUUGAAAAAUGACGAGAUAUCGGUAAAUUCGGGUGGUAAUAGUUAUUUGAGUUUGAGGAGGAGACCCUCGCUUGCCGUACCGAACGGCAAUGCCAGGAGAUUUAUGGGAGUAGGAGAAAGAUCUGGUAUCUUGUACAAUAAACUGGGUGUUCGUUCAUAUGCAAAAAAUUACAAUUUGAAUUUGAACAACGAUCAGGGUGGUGAUUCGGCGCUCUCUCAGUUUGGUACGAACUUAACGGAGUUGGCAAAACAGGGGAAAUUGGAUCCCGUCAUUGGUCGUGACCAGGAGAUUUCUCGUGCCAUUCAAAUUCUUUCCCGUAGAACGAAGAAUAACCCAGUUUUGAUUGGUAGGGCUGGUGUUGGUAAAACGGCAUUGAUCGAUGGGUUGGCUCAGAGGAUUGUGGCCAACGAGGUCCCUGAUUCAUUAAAGGAUAAGGAGUUGUAUGCAUUAGAUCUUAGCUCUUUGGUAGCUGGUGCAAAGUACCGUGGUGAAUUUGAGGAACGUUUGAAGAACGUUUUGGAUGAAAUCGACAAGUCCAAUGGUAAAAUCAUCGUGUUCAUCGAUGAAGUGCACAUGCUUCUUGGUCUAGGUAAGACUGAUGGUUCGAUGGAUGCAUCCAAUAUUCUAAAGCCACGUCUAGCCAGGGGUUUAAGAUGCAUAAGUGCCACCACGUUGGAUGAGUUCAAGAUAAUUGAGAAGGAUCCAGCCUUGACCAGAAGAUUCCAACCUAUUAUCUUGAAUGAACCUUCGGUUCCUGACACUAUUUCCAUCUUGAGAGGUCUAAAGGAGAAGUAUGAGGUGCACCAUGGUGUGCGGAUUACUGACUCUGCUUUGGUUUCUGCUGCGGUGCUAUCUAACAGGUACAUCAAUGACCGUUUCCUACCGGAUAAGGCUAUUGAUUUGGUUGACGAAGCUUGCGCUGUUUUACGUUUGCAACAUGAGUCAAAACCAGAUUCCAUCCAAGCUAUUGACCGUGCAGUUAUGACAAUGCAAAUAGAAUUGGAAUCUUUGAAGAAGGAGACGGACGCAGUUUCUGUGGAAAGAAGAGAGCAGCUCGAAAAGGAGUUGGACCUGAAGAAGAAAGAAUUGAAGAGAUUGACUGACAUAUGGGAAAAGGAGAAAUCUGAGUUGGAUUCGAUUAAGUCAGCCAAGGAAGAUUUGGACAAGCUAAGAACAGAAUUAGAAAUUUGCCAAAGAGAGGGCGAUUAUGCAAAGGCCUCCGAACUUAGAUAUGCCAAGAUCCCAGAGUUGGAAAGAAAAGUGGCUCUGAAUGAAAAGAAGGAUAAGGAAAACAGUUUAUUGCACGAUUCUGUGACAGCGGAUGAUAUAUCUAAGGUCAUAUCCAAAAUGACCGGUAUUCCUAUGGAAACCGUUCUGAAGGGAGACAAGGAUAGAUUGCUAUUCAUGGAGAAUUCUCUCAGAGAGAGAGUUGUUGGUCAAGAUGAAGCAAUUGACGCCAUUAGUGAUGCCGUUCGUCUUCAAAGAGCUGGUUUGACCAGUGAAAAGAGACCUAUUGCAAGUUUCAUGUUCUUAGGUCCUACAGGUACUGGUAAGACGGAGUUGACGAAAGCUUUGGCAGAAUUUUUGUUCGAUGAUGAAUCAAACGUUAUCAGAUUUGACAUGUCGGAAUUCCAAGAGAAGCAUACAGUGUCAAGAUUGAUUGGUGCACCACCAGGUUAUGUCUUAAGUGAGAGUGGUGGUCAGCUAACUGAAGCAGUUAGACGUAAACCUUAUGCUGUGGUUUUAUUCGAUGAAUUUGAAAAAGCUCACCCAGAUGUAUCUAAAGUUUUGUUACAGGUGUUGGACGAAGGUAAAUUGACUGAUUCUCAGGGUCAUCAAGUUGAUUUCCGGAAUACCAUUAUUGUCAUGACAUCGAACAUUGGUCAAGAUAUCUUAUUGAGUGAUUCAGAUGUCGGAGAAAGCGGUAAGGUGAGCAAGAAGACUAAGAAUAGCGUUAUCGAAGCUGUUAAAAGAAGGUACCCACCAGAAUUCAUCAACCGUAUAGAUGACUUGAUUGUCUUCAACAGAUUAUCGAAGGAAGUCUUACGCUCAAUUGUUGAUAUUAGACUCAAGGAAAUUCAAGAAAGAUUGAACGAAAAGCGUAUGACUCUAAAAUUGUCUGAUGAGGCAAAGAACUGGUUAACAGACCGCGGGUAUGAUCCUUUGUACGGUGCUAGACCAUUGAACAGAUUGAUCCACAAGCAAAUUUUGAACCCAAUGGCUAUGCAAUUAUUGAGGGGCCAGCUCAGACAUGAAGAAACCGUCAAUGUUGUUGUUAAAGAUGGAGAAUUGUGCGUUGAGCCUAACCAUGAAGCCGAAGUUACCGGCAAUACUGCCUCACCGGAAGAGAAUGUUGAUUAG